CAGUUGAUAUAGGUUGCGCAAGUGCUCUGGAUCUGUACCAGACAAGAAGAAGAAAGUUGUGAUAUAUUGAAACGUGUAAUUCAGUGUUUUUUGAUUCUCGAUAGAUUCAGAGAAAAUUGGAGGAAAACUGUCCAAAGAUUCUGAUUUGUUAGCAGAGCAGUAGAGAAACUUUAUGGAGCUACGGGGUUGUGGUUAUCUUCAUUUCAUUCUGGCUAUUAAAGGUGGUUUAGUUUCAAAAGUCCCUAAUGUUGCUCGUGGACAACCAAAACUUAAAUUUAAAAAUAUUACAGACAUAUAUGAUGAUGGCUUAUUGUCUAAUAAUGAUGAUGGAAUGGCUGAAAGAUCAUGCUAUGUUGAAAUUGAGGAAACCAAUGUGAAAACCAAUCCUGAUGCGUCAGAAUGUAAUGUCAAUGAUGAUGAUGGUCAGAGAAUCUGUAACUUGGAUGAUAACGACUUUGACGAUAUCACCCUAAGCCAAAUUAAAGAAAGUUGCGAAGCAAGGAAGAGAAAACGCUCACAAGUUCUCGAGUCUUCUAGAAGAAUGAUAAAAAUUGAAGAUUCAUUCCUGGAUGACUACGGUGAGGAGCAAACGGAAGGUGAUGAAGAUUCUGAUUUCAUGGAGACUCUCAGUAGCUGGAAAUCUAAACUGUCAAAUAAUAUGAAGGCAAAGAAGAAAAGGUGCUUGAAAAAAACAAUCUCUACUUAUACCCAAGAGGUUAUGCCAGUUGUCAAAUCUGAAGAGAUCGUAGACAGUCAAGAUUUCACACCCACUAGUGAAGAGAUCCAACACGGUCAAGAUUUCCCACCCUCUAGCGAAGAGAUCCUAGACUGUCAAGAGUUCUCAACCUCCAUGGAAGAGAUCCAAGUAUGUCAAGAUUUCUCACCGUCCUGCGAGGAGAUCCAAGACGGUCAAGAGUUCACACCCUCCAGUGAAGAGAUUGAUAACAAUAAAGAGAUCCUACCCUUCAAUGGAGAUUCGGUUGCCCUUGUUGAAGUGAAAUCUGAGGUUCCUGAAACUGACUAUUUUGGUGGGCCAGAUGACUAUUCUAUUGUGGAAGUACAGGAAGCGGAGACAAUCUAUGAAUGGAAUUUGGAGAGUGAAUUGAAAAAUGAGCGGCAAAGGUGUGUUGAUUUUCUUCCAUCACGAAUGGUGGGUCCAUUUAACAUGGAUGUUGUGAUACGUAAUUAUCAACUAAGCAAUGGUCAGUUUCCGGACAUGGCUGCAAUAGAAUUAAAAAAUGAAGAGUGUAUCAUUCAUCCAGAUCUCCAUUACAUCGCCCCACAAGUAAUCUCUAUGGUUGAAGAUGAAAUCCUUGAUAUUCAUGACAGUCAACCGGAUGGUGACACUGACACUGCAGUCACCCUACCUAGUGUUCAUAAAGAUCUUGAUUACCUGGGUGUAGAUUUUAAAGAUGAUAACACUGUUUUCGGUGACUGCAGUAAUAAUGAAUUUACUCCUGGUGCUGAGGAUCAGGUAGAAGUAGAGACCAGCCCUACUAUGGAACAUGACCUUAAUCUUGAUGGAUGUCUGGUUCGUUGCUCAGAUGAUCCACCUGAAUAUGAGGAAAUACAAUCACUUGCUUCUGUAAACAAUGAAUGUAAUGGUAGUUCAAAGCUGCAUCAUCCUGAAAGGCUAUUAUCAACAAGGAAGGAAAUUUCACCAUCUUCUCUGGAAAAGCAUUGUAAAGCUGUGAAGACUAAUGAUUUGAAUCGUAAAAACAAAUUGAAAUGCAAGGGACGACAAAUAUACUUUUCUGAGCAGACUGAUAAUCGUACAGCUGAAGGGUGUGAUGAUAUCACAGGCGCUCGAUUUACUGAUAUCCCUAACAAAAUUAGUAUUAUUCCUAGGACUAAAAGAGUUUCCCAUCCUAAAGGAAUUUCCAAGAUCCCUCAUUCUUCUCGCCAAGCUACCCGCCUAGGUUGCAGUUCUGUACAAAGUUGCUCAAAGAGCGCAAUUGCAUUUACACAGCAACAAAUGCGUGAUGCAGAAUGUCUUGCAAAGAAACUGACAAAGGAAAUGAAGUCAAUGAAGGACAUUGUGGAUGACAUGUUACGAUCUGAAUUCUGUCUGAAUACGUCUUUGAGGCAUAAAGUAAAUGAGGCAAGAGUGGCUGUCAAGAAUGCAACAAGAGCUGAAGAAGCUGCAAAACGAUGGCUGGCCUUCAUGUCAAGGGAUUGCAGCCGUUUCUGUAAAAUAAUGAAAUUAUCUGAUGAUGGCCCAGCUACUCAAGAUGUAGUGCGUAAAGAGAGGAAAAAAAUAGCCUUUGCGGAUGAAGCAGGUGGAAAGCUUUGUCAGGUUAAGUUCUUUGAGGAUGAUGGGGUAUCUUUGUCAGAGUCUAAUUGAAAGAGAAUCUUACUCUAAUAGCAUGCCAUUUCUGUAAAUGCUGAAUCUUCGAUGCCGUUUCACUGUAUUAGUUCGUUCUAGAAAUAGGUGUUGGUUUCUACCUAUGUCUGAAGUUAAUUCCAUUGAUAUCUCCCGUAACAAGGGGAGAGUUUAAUCAAGUUUUCAACCAGAGACUUGUUAUGUGAGCGGAAUUUGAGUGAACAUACUUUAGAUCAAACUCAUAAGUGUAAUUUUAACUCAUUCAA
Messenger RNA from Vigna radiata var. radiata (mung bean), 2589 nucleotides. RefSeq lists its product as uncharacterized. The record is from RefSeq and is a predicted model, not a curated record. NCBI's taxonomy places the organism in Eukaryota, Viridiplantae, Streptophyta, Magnoliopsida, Fabales, Fabaceae. Bases 173 to 2344 code for a protein of 723 amino acids. The transcript has 6 exons.